AUGAAGACAUUUAUUGGCCGUUUUCGUCAUAUCAUGGACUCUUCCCAGAAUACUUUCAAUGAGGACACAUCUGCAUUGGUGGCCCGGCUGGAUGAGUUGGAGCGGACCUUAUUCCAGACUGGUCAGAAGGGACUCCAGGACUUCCAAUGCUGGGAAAUGGGUCAGGCCUCCCAAAUCACAAUAUCUAGCCUCAUCCAGAAUUACAAAAAGAGAAAAUUCACUGACGUGGACAGCUAAGAUCACAAAGAGGCCUUGUAGGAAACGUGGAUUUUGUGGAUACUUGGGUUCAAGCACUGAGAAGAACCAACGUUCACUUAUCCAUUUAAAAUUAUUUCCAGUAGUAAUUUGAGAUAGGAUGCCAAAUAAUGUUCUGACUCUGAAUGAAUAGAUAGAGCAGCAGCAACAAAUUGCUUUGGGGAAUAACAUUUCAAUGUUUCUAUUUUGAUUUUUGUUGUAAUAAUUUAAAGGAAUUAU
Pseudonaja textilis is the source of this 474-nucleotide messenger RNA. The record is from RefSeq and is a predicted model, not a curated record. NCBI's taxonomy places the organism in Eukaryota, Metazoa, Chordata, Lepidosauria, Squamata, Elapidae.